Molecule: messenger RNA, 2501 nt
Organism: Patella vulgata (common limpet)
Lineage: Eukaryota; Metazoa; Mollusca; Gastropoda; Patellidae
Product: tRNA-specific adenosine deaminase 2-like
Exons: 1
Coding region: 1981-2493 (170 amino acids)
Biological process (GO): tRNA wobble adenosine to inosine editing
Cellular component (GO): cytoplasm; nucleus
Molecular function (GO): zinc ion binding; tRNA-specific adenosine-34 deaminase activity
Source: RefSeq, a predicted model, not a curated record
ACAAUUAGAUGAACUUAUUUAAUUAUUUUUCAUCAAUUGAAACUGGAUGAGAUUAACUAAGAAUUCUUGAGUUGAAGAACACUAUUAAUGUGAAGAAUGAAGAAGAAUUCCUUUAAUUGGAUAUAUCUUCUUGAGAAUUGUUCUGCAAAAAAAAAUAAAUAAAUAACCAAAUUUCUGUUUACUUGGUUUGAGGGUUAAAUGGCGGAAACUUGUGUACAAGUUCUCAUGUUAAGAAUGAAGAAAGAACUCUUUGAUUAAUCAGCUACAUCUUUACAAGAAAUGUUCAUAAAAAAAAGCAAAAUACAAAACCAAAUUUCUGUUUGUAUAAAAACAUUUAUCUCAGUUCAUUAUUAUCAAAAAACUAAACUAGUAAUAGAAAUUGCAUUUGAUGAGUUGGAUAUAUACUUCAUUUUUUUUCCUUAAUUUUGUCACAUUAAUUGUACAUUGACAUUGUGUAUGUUGCAUUUUAGAACAUUUCAAUUACUUAAGGUUAUAAGGUUAUGAUUUACAUACGUAUGUACAUGUACUACACUAUUGUACUGUAGUUAGCAUGUCUUCACUGUAUUUCACUGUAUACAUGUUUGCUUUUGUUUUUCUUUUUUUUUUUUGUAAAAAAAGACAUUCAUUAAAUUAAAAUAGAAAAUAUGUUAUUAUGAAUGAAAAAUUGUCAUUUGGUUUACAAGCUUAUUUUGUAUGAUGAAUUAAUUAUGAAUUAAUGUCAUGAAAGCUUUUAAGCUUAAUUUUUAUUUUUUGUGGCUUUAAUGUUUGUAAUUAAAUAAUGGAUGUUUUCAGUGUUGAAUAAGACAAUAAAAAAUUUAUCAUUGCAUCAUAUUUUGACUUUGACUUGUGUUUUGCAAUACUUGUUUUUAGUAGGCCCUUUCCAAUGUAAUUUGUAUCAACUCUUGCUUAAUUGGCCCAAAAAAUGACUUUUGAGGUCUGUCAAAGUGUCUGUCAACAGUAGUUGGAUUGAGAUUUUCCAGUCUUUUUGUGUGUACAUACAUGUUCAGGAACAUAGAAAGUAUUGAUGGGCCCUAUGGUUGUCUGUAAUUUCUGAACAAAAUGGAUAUUUUGGAGGGCACACAGUAAAGUUCGGAGACAUAUUUCAGAACUAAACUGGUUGUACAUGACAAGGAGUAGGGUCGCCUGUUCAACCUCGUGGGUUUUCUCCGGGUCUUAUGCGCAAGCGAAUUAUUGAAAUAAAAUUGAACCAUGUGUUAGUCCCGAAAUGGCUUAGUUUGUGUUGAGUGAAUGUUAAACCCCAUUUCUCUAUCUGUCUCUUUAAAGCCAGCUAUGUGUUAUUGGUAAUGCCAUUCGGCCUGACAAUGUAUGCAUGUAGGCCUGCAUUUAUCGGACGGAUUGGAUUGGGAUUUAUAUUUAAAAUGAGCUCUGUCCUCCCAUCCUAGUUUUUCUCCCGCCAGAGCAUAUCUCCUAAACCAUUUAAGACAUCUUUAUGAAGCGUAUACGCAUAUCCUAUAUGUCUUAGUAGUUGUCUCAUUUGCUAAUUAGAAAUUUAAUGGAUUUGAUGGUGGGUUGGAUGGAUGAAUGGUUAGCAUGUGCGCGCUGUAUCAUAAAGCCUGUCAUUAAGUCUACUGGCGUGGUUUCGAAUUCCCGGUUGUACGUGACAAGGAGUAGGGUUGCCUGUCCAACCUCAUGGGUUUUCUCCGGGUCCUCCGGUUUCCUCCCACUGCUAAAGACCACUUUAUUGAAAUAAAAUUAAACCGUAUGUUAGUCCUGAAAUGACCUAGUUUGUGUCGAGUGGACGUUAAACGCAAUUUCUCUCUCUCUUUAAUGGAUUUGAUACUUUUGUUAGAAACAAAUUUGGUGUGGGGGUUUAAUAUACAGGGGCCAUGGAUGUUGAUGACUCGGCCUGACUGUCUAAUGUUAGUCUCAAAAUGACCAAAUUCUUGCAAUGAUCAGAUGUUAGACACAUUAAUUUAAAUAGUGACUCAAGUCUAUAACUUAACUUUAUUGAAGGAUUUAAUGGAGGAUCAUACAAGAUGGAUGAAUCGUGCCAUGGACUUGGCUCGUGAAGCUUUAAAAAAUAAAGAAGUUCCAGUCGGAUGUAUUUUGGUUUAUAAAGAUCAGGAAUUAGCACAGGGUAGAAAUGAAGUAAAUGAAACUAAAAAUGCCACCAGACAUGCUGAAAUUGUUGCAAUUGAGAAAGUGUUAAAAUGGUGUGAUGAAAAUAAUAAGAAUUCUGAUGAAAUCUUUGAGAAUAUUACUUUAUAUGUGACUGUAGAACCAUGUAUUAUGUGUGCAGCUGCAUUACGUCAGAUGAAAAUUCCUCUCGUGGUUUAUGGAUGUGCUAAUGAUAGAUUUGGCGGCUGUAAAUCUAUUUUACCUGUAGCAAGUGAUGAGUUGCCUACCUUAGGUCCUAAAUUAGUUUGUAUAUCAGGGCUUCUAGCAGAAGAGGCAGUAGAUAUAUUGAAGGAGUUCUACAAGGGCGAAAAUUUAAAUGCUCCUGAAGAUAAAAGAAAAAUAAAACUGAAUUGAUUCUGGUA